This is a messenger RNA of Polistes canadensis, 12641 nucleotides long. It is a transcript of the gene cno, whose product is annotated as afadin. Gene Ontology annotation, molecular function: cell adhesion molecule binding. Gene Ontology annotation, biological process: signal transduction; regulation of protein localization. The record is from RefSeq and is a predicted model, not a curated record. The transcript is spliced from 28 exons. The coding region runs from base 1288 to 10245 and encodes 2985 amino acids. Gene Ontology annotation, cellular component: adherens junction. NCBI's taxonomy places the organism in Eukaryota, Metazoa, Arthropoda, Insecta, Hymenoptera, Vespidae.
GGUAAAAAAACAAAAAAAAAGAUAAAAUUUAUUAAACGAAAGUGAAAGAAAUGUAGAGAAAAAGAAAUUAAUUGGAGUAGAAAAAAGAUGUGCAAGGUGAUGGAAGAAUAAUAGUAGGGUCGAGGGUAAGCGUAAGGUAGAAGAAGGAAAAGAAGAAGAAGAAUAGUAGUGGGGUCUGAGGGGUUGAAGAAGGUGAAACGGGGAGUGCGCACGCUCGUGGGACUCGACCGCCACCUCUAGUUUGGUGCUGAGCCAAUCAGAAGGCUUUGACGAACGCGCCGCUCACCGUGCGAGGAGCGGUGUGCUGCCGGUAAACGCGAACGUUCUUAGCAGUCUGCGUUUCCUCGUUCGAUGUCGCACGGUGAUAUAUACACGAAACAAAUUUUACUCGACUUUGUGCUUUGACGGUUAAAAGGCAUCGUUGUUAUGAAAAAAGACUUGGUUGGUUAUUUAUUUUCGUACCACACGACGAUAUCGUUCGAAUGAUUCUCCUUAGUAUGUUCUCACUGCUUACGAAGAGCAGGUAUAUCUACAUAUACGUAUAGGUAUAUACGUAUAUGCAUAAUACAUGCGCUCGCGAGUGCGCGCGCGCGCGUUUGUGGAUCUACUGUACGGUAGUGUAAGUGUGCCAGUGAAAGAGAGCAGUGUUCGAAUCGUGGCGUGAAUUUUUAAACUUUCGACUAGACUUUGCUAAGGAAAGUAACGAGUGAACGAGAAGAGAAGAGAAGAGAUAGGAAUAUUGAAGAUUUACAGAUAGGAGAGGCAGUGGUAACGACCUUGAAACGUCGGUGUGUCUACUGAGAACGACACGACGACGACGAUGACAACGUGUACCGGCCAUGGUGCGCUGCUGUAGAUAUUAGUUGGUGCGUCAGCGGUGAAAAAUCGAGUAUUAUACGUUCGAAAGAAACAAUCUAACACAGAUCGAGAGAGAGAGAGAGAUAACAUAUUGUGUUUCUCUUUCAGCGUGUUUCUCUCUUCAUAUAAGAGACGUGAGAAGGGUUGUAGUAUGUGCGUCGUGGUAAGGGCCGAGUAUAAACGAGAGUGGAUCGUCGUUGCAGAUACAAGUUCCGAGAUGAAGGCGGGCACGUAGAUCGAUCAGGUAUAGCGAGGACGACGUGAUUCUUCAAGUAAGAAAGAAAGAAAGAGAGAGAGAGAAAGAAAGAAAGAGAGAAACAGAUAGAGAAGAAAAGAAGAAGAAAAGAAAGAGACGAAGAGGAGAGAAAAGACCUUCAGCAGCACGAGACGUCUUCUUACUACUGCGUUCAUCCAAGUGAAGCGACAAGAAUGGCCACGGAAAUUGCGAACAAAAGGGCUGAAAGGGAAGCCCUUCGUGGGGUCAUACAACAAUGGAACGCAAAUCGUUUGGAUCUUUUCGAACUCUCCGAGCCCAAUGAAGAUUUGGAGUUUCACGGGGUUAUGAGAUUCUAUUUUCAAGACAGUGGUCAAAAGGUGGCUACGAAAUGCAUCAGAGUCGCAUCCGAUGCAACCAGUCGUGCUGUGAUCGAAACUCUCAUAGAAAAAUUCCGUCCAGAUAUGAGAAUGUUGUCGGUACCGGAAUACGCUCUUUACGAAAUUCAUGAAAACGGAGACGAACGGAAAUUGGGAUUGGAAGAGAAACCAUUGUUAGUUCAAUUAAAUUGGCACGUAGACGAUCGAGAAGGACGUUUCUUGUUGAGAAGGAUCGACGAUAAAACGAAUGCUCAAGGUGUUGGUUUCUCCUCGGAAGGUUCUAGCUUUCGUAGAAAGCUGAGUAAGAGAGAAAAGAAACAAAUGAGGAAACAAGAAAAGCUUGGACGUUUGAAAAGUUUAGAACAGGAUGAAAAUGCUGUACCAGUUGAUCAGAAUGGCGUCGCUGAAAAACUUUAUACUGAACUUCCCGAAACGAGUUUUACAAGAAGUAUAUCCAAUCCGGAAGCCGUUAUGAGACGUCGUAGGCAACAAAAGCUUGAAAGAAAAUUGCAACAAUUCCGUAGCAAAGAUGGUGGCCCAGAUACGGGCGGUACUUUAAAGAUCUACGGAGAAGCACUUUGCAAGGAUGUACCUUAUAAAACUUUAUUAUUGAGCGUUAGAGAUUCCGCAGCACAGGUUGUAAGAGAAAUGUUAUCUAAAUAUGGUUUAGAUAAAGUCGACCCUCAACAAUAUUGUCUCGUACAAGUGAACAACGACAAUACAAACGGUAGUACUCAUCAAGAAUAUAUACUGGACGACGACGAGUGCCCGUUGGCUAUUCUCAUGAAUCACCCUUCCACACGUGGAUCAAUCAUGUUUCAUGUGAGGAGGAGACCGGCAGAUUAUGUGCCUCGUAAACGUAAAAAGAAACCUUCUGGAAAAUGGAACGAGUUAGAUCACAGAUACGAAGACGAGAGAUUACCAUUUCUAUUAGAAUUGAAUCCAGACGGUACUGAUAUUCCUAACGGAGCGGGUGUCAGAUAUCGUUUGCAACCGAACGUGACGGAAGUUGGAUCCGAACGACCCUUCGGUCCACAAGGCGUGCAAUCACAAACUUUGACUCUCAGUGGGCCUACCGUUAUGCCAAGGCAUUGCGUUAUAGCGUUUACGGAAAAUAUCGUCACACUGACGCCAUGCUCAAGGGACGCUCAUACUUUUGUGAACAAUCAACGAAUACAUCAGACUACCAUACUUCAAAACGGAGCUAUCAUCAAGUUCGGAAGAAUGCAUACCUUCAGAUUCAUCGACCCCGCACCCGACGACCGUAUCAGGCAACGUCAUGACUCCAAUAGACAGAUCGAGUAUGCAUACGACCGACGAUCGCCAGAUGCUACCAGCCAAGAAGCAAAUUCGGACAAGUACAGAUCAGGUUCUGGAUCCCCAAACGGUGGACACCCACAGAGUCCUGGUCAAACUUCGAAUCCUCCGAGUCCCACUAAAUCUUCGGCAGCUAGCACAUCGCGUAGUCCCACGCACGGUACUCACGCACAAGAGGUGACUCACAAUUAUGAAACGACCUUCGACCUGGACGGCAAUGUGGAAACUGCGAGUUUGACGAGUAGUAGAGAUGGCAACAGGCAUCCCCAAUACGAUAAUCAACCACGAGGAACGGACCCUAUUCUACCAGCAGUAUUGGAAUUUUUAGAAGAUACGGAAGAAGCGUUUCUACGUGCUGUCAUCACCGACGUAGAUCCUUCAGCGCCGCAAUUCAAACUAGCACCGACUUAUACUCUAUAUCUGUCUGCUAGAUAUCGUGCUAGCACUCAUUACAGACCGGAAUUACAACCUAUCGAAAGAGCACACCGUUUGACUGUGAUGCUUACGAAUAUUGCCUUGAUGAUACAAGGAGUUAUUCAGGAACGAUAUAUGGAUGCGUCUUCCUUGGCAUUCUGGCUCGCAAAUGGUUCCGAAUUAUUGCACAUGCUGAAAAGUGAUCGUCACGUAGGAGCAUUUUCAACGAGAGCUCAAGAUAUCCUAGCUGAUGCCGUUCACGCUGCAUUCGCAUCCCUCGUACAUUGCGUUUCCCUAGAGUUGACACCAGCAAUGUCGCAAUUCAUGGCAGACGCUGAUGAACCUGCUAAAGAAGCUGGUGUGCUACAAAUAUUUUCCAAUACGAUGGCUCUGUUAAGACGUUGUCGAGUUAAUGCAGCAUUGACCAUCCAACUGUUCAGUCAUCUUUUUCACGCGAUCAACGCAAUCGCUUUCAACGCUCUAGUUUCUAACGGAAAUCUCUGCGUCCGGUGGUUUGGUCGAAGAUUAAAAGCAAGGCUCAAUGCUUUAGAAACGUGGGCUGAGAGACAGGGUCUUGAAUUAGCCAGUCAAUGUCAUUUAGCUACGAUCAUGCAAGCUACGCAUCUUCUCCAAGCACCAAAAUAUAACGCCGAAGAAUUGGCUACGUUGAGCUCGACUUGUUUUAAAUUAAACUCGUUACAAGUAAGAGCGUUGUUACAAAAGUAUCAGCCAGCUGCCGAUGAACCAAGACUUCCUGCCGAACUCAUUGAAAACGUUGUCAGAGUAGCCGAAAGUGUCGCUGAUACACUUGCUCGUGCCGACGGACGUGAAAUACGUUUGGAAGAAGAAUCCACCUUGGCGUUAGCUUUGCUAUUGCCAGAGGAUGGUUAUAGUUGCGAGGUAAUAAGAGGUGUACCACCAGGAUUGGUUGAAUUUCUAUCACCCUUACAACAAGAAGGUUUGUGUCGAAUGGCACCUCAACCUACUAGUAGUGGUUACUGGACUAUCUAUAUGAUAGAUCAUCAUACGAACUUACGUAGUCCAAGUGCGAUGAGUAAUAGAUCAGGUGGCUACACUGGACAUGUCGGACAGAACCAAGGUCAACCAGAGAUACAUAUUAUAAAAUUGCAUAAGUCGACCAAUGGCAUGGGUUUGAGUAUCGUUGCUGCUAAGGGUGCUGGUCAAGACAGAUUAGGGAUUUAUAUUAAAAGUGUCGUUGCCGGAGGAGCAGCAGAUGCGGAUGGAAGGCUAGCUGCUGGCGAUCAAUUACUUAAAGUAGACGGUCAAAGUUUAGUUGGAAUAACACAAGAAAAAGCUGCGGAGUAUCUUGUUCGAACGGGCCCAACAGUGACUUUGGAAGUUGCUAAACAAGGCGCGAUAUAUCAUGGACUUGCUACUUUAUUAUCUCAACCAUCUCCCAUAAUGACGAGGGCACAUAAGGCCAGGCCAAAGUCAGAACACAUAAAACCCCCCGCUAGACCUCCGGAAGUGUCCGUGCCAGCAUCUACGUCACACUCGAUGGGCAAUCUCUUGUCCGUACCAUUGCAGGGUGCUCCUACUCCUCCUCAAGAACACUACGUUGGCUGGGACGUAGAACAAUCCACAUUACCAGGUGCGACAGCUUCACAACUUCCCAAAACUAACUUGUACCUUAACGAAUACGAGCGUCGCUCUCUCAGUCCUUCGCCCUCUUAUCCAUUAACGCAGAAUCCGCAUCAAUGGCGUAAUAAUUUCGUGAAGACGCGAUCAGCAUCUGUUUAUCCGGUCAGAGAAAUCUGCAACAGGUUUAACGAAGAACGAAUGCCAAUACCGGGAAAUUGGCAAACUUUAUCAACUAUUCCUAUUAUCCAAGAACCCGAAGGAAUACGAUUAUCGAUACCUUGUCAUUUUCAAAGACAAUGUCCUCAUGAAAUCGAAAAUAGUUUUAAUUUUCCUGAUACCAUUGUACCAACAACAUGCGAACAUCAAAAUAAGAGCAUGUCCGGGUUAACUUUUAAACAAAUUGAUGAUACUAAUGAGGAUCAUACGAUUGAAAAUCAUUGGACUUGUCCUUUUCAUGGCGAUAGUUUUGUGAAAAGAGUCGAUACAACUCCGAACGUGUGUUUAUCCUCGAUUCCUUUCGGCGAAGAAUGCUUCGAUUCUAUUCCUUACAUCGAUCAGACUGAUGAUAAUUAUCCAGAUGAUGAAUCUGAAGAAAAUGAAGAAUAUAAGGGUGAAGAGAAGGAGCAUGCUAUGUUGUACAAUGAUACUCCGCAAGAUAAAACAAGUAAUCCAAAGUCGCGUAACGAUUUAUUUUAUUCCUCUACCGGAUUUAAGGAUCCUCAUGCUCAUGAGUUAGGAGCUCGAGUAGAAAUAUCAGGCAUCAUAUCGAAACAUCAAUGUUACACGGUUUGUCAAUGUUCCUUAAACUCAAGAAAAAGUACUGAAAGUCAAACUAGCAACGUCGAUGAUUCACCGAAACUUAGUGUAUCGUCCAAGAAAUUAUCUUCUAACGAGCUCGAAAGUAACAGCGAUAAUGACGAUGAAAAUUAUUCUAAUGUUUUUACGGAUACCACGGACCAAAACGAUGAACAAGAAUUGAGUACUUCGGAAUUAAUUUCGAAAGACGAAGAGAUAAUAACACCUGAAUUAAUUCUUGAUUUAAGUGGAAUGAACGAUGACGCAGUUUCCAGUGACACGUCGAGUACAGGAAAAUUUUGGAAAUCGCCUGACGAAGUACGUUUAGGUUGUGGAAGAGUAGCAACCUUGGCUAAACAUUUUUCAGCUUUAGGGGAUGGUGGAUUAAUUAAAAUGAAGUCUAUGAAGUUGACACAUUCCAGACAAUUUGCUUCGGAACCCGACAUUACAUCACCAAGAAGUUCAACAACCGAAGUACGUGGAUCAGCUAAUGGUAAAAUGUUCAAAUCGGAAUCUGAUUUAUGUUACGAGGACAAGAGUACUCAAGUGUCACCUGAAAGACAAUACAAUGUUUAUAUCCAUGACACCAACGUGACAAUUAGAGACAAACAAAUGAAAUUGUCAUUAGAAGAGCAACGACAUAUUAUCGAACAAAUCGAAGAAUUUUCUAAUCUCGAUAACACUGAUGCACCUUUGUGUUUACCUCAAGAAAAUCAAAUAGACGAUUCCGUAGAAAAUUCCGAGAUAUCUAGUAAAUCGUUGAAUAAAUCUGUAAUCAAUGGUACCGAAUCAGAAUUGGAACAAUCAAAAAAAUCACAAAACUUGUCAACGUCCUCGUUGAACAUAGAAUCUUUAAAUAAUUCUUCCUCGCAGCAACAAGAAACGAAACGUAAAAAACGUGGAACCUGCAAGUUAGCACGGUGCUGUUCUCUAAAAGAAUUAUCGUCAUCGGAUCAAUUGAAAAACGAUAAAAUUAAUAUGACCCCAGCACUUAGAAAAUAUUUCGUUUUUCCAGUACGUUCUAAUAAAGUGGUAUCGGCGCCAGAUAUCUCGAAGAAAUCUACCGCUAUGCUCUAUCUACGUUUAAUAAAACAUCAUCACAAUAAUGAGGGUAAUUUUACGGUUCACGGUACUCUAUCAAUUGGAAAGAAGGAAGAAGAACAAGAAGAAGUAGAAGAAGAAAAAGAAAAAAAAUAUAAGGGGUCUUUAGGAAGCACGAAUGGUCUCGAUUCAAAUUCUUCUCUUUCACGGUCAUCAAAGUUAUCAUUCAGUUGGGAAAAUUUGCAAAGUGAGAAAAGUAGGAUUAAUCGUAAAAAACGUCAAGCCCCUUUGCUUAAUGGACGGUGUUUGUCGAAGAGUUAUCAAGAGAUUCAUAAAAAAAAUACUACCUUUCAAAAAGAUUAUGACAGUCAAACGUCGAAAAAACUUACAUGUCGUAGUUGUUCAACGAGCACGUCUUCACAACAAAAAGAAUCAAAAGAUGAUAUUCGUAUUGUCGACAAUACAACGACCAUAGACAUCGAAGGAAAUGUAUAUUUUGGUAGAAUGUGUAAAAACAAAGCAAAAUCAUCGUCAAUAACUCGUUCGAUCGAUCGGAAUUCAUUAAAUAUCGUUAAAAAAUCAAAAAGUGAUCCGGACAUCUCACAAUCUAAAUCAACGUCCAGAUCCAGAAAGGAGAAACGAGAUAUUCAUGUAUUUCCAUCGAUGGAAAUCGGUUCCGCUUCGCGGCCUCGCCGCAUGAGCGAACGUGAUCUUUCAUCUAGACUUGGACGUGAAACGAUUCCCCAACAAAUUCAUAGCAGCAAAUCCGUCCCAGCCUUGCACAAUAUGGGUGCUGAAGGAAAACAACAACAUGAAAUCUUCAAUCCAGGGUAUAGUAGAGCAUCUUCGAGUAACAGCGUUACACCACCAGUUCAACCAUCUCCAAUGCCUGCUAUGAACGGAGCUUCUUGCCUACGCUCUAGAUCGAGCCAUAAUUUGCACGAUCCAACGAGAAUUGGGGCAUUACCUCCGAGUGGUUUGGUUAGCAGACAACAAUCCUCGCCAAACUUAAACCCAAAUCAACCUCAUGGAUCUUUCCAAAAUAAUUUACAGAAUAACGAAGCCGAAAGAUUCUAUCAAAACUUGAGCGUUUAUAGAAAUCAAGAUUCAACGGGAAAACAACAGCAGCCAAGUUUAUCUCAGCAACAUAUGGAAGAGAGGAAUACGUUACAUACACAACGAAGCUCGAGAGGAUCACAAAACUCUCUGAAUCGGCCACCGGCGCAAGAAUUGAACCAAGGAAGAGAUAGACCAAUAUCUGCUCAUAUUCCUCAAACUCAACAACAAGGUUAUUCUGGUAACCAGAUGCAACAUCAAAAUGCGGUUCCGCCUAGGUCGCAAUCAUCGCGAGAUAUAAUACGUCAGGAAGCCAAACUUCAAGAAAUGCAAGAAGAAGUUAGGAGACGCGAGUUACGCGGUGGUGUACCAAUGAUCAAUCAGUAUAGACCAAAUACAUAUAACAUGAGACCGGCAAAUGCUAAUCAAACAGCUGGUAUUGUACCUGCUCGUGCUCUUGUUUCGAGACCUUUGGGUUCUACACCUAAUUUAGCAACAUCGUCAGCAACACGACAACAAAUGGGACCAGCGUAUGGUCAUCCUGAUGUUGCAUAUGCACAGUAUGGUCAGUGCAACAAACACCCAACUGCUCAGUAUGGGUUGGCAUCCAAAGGGAAAGCAGAACAACCACCUCGUCACGUACCAACGAUUGAAUCCGGAAAGGAAUCUCUCGCAGUUCAAGAUUCUACUAGAUCGCAUUAUGAUCAUAAUCGCCAAUACAUGACUUCUCAAAACGGGUCACACUAUACUCAUGGACCACCUGAUCUUAGAAACGAUCAGUAUUCAAAUGAAAAUACUACUAUGGUUCAAGAUAACGUCGAAGGAAAUUCUUUUAAUGCUACCGAGGUCCCACCAGCAAGACCUGCUCUUCCUGAAGAUGGGUAUAGGGAAAGCCCACCACCUCCGCCACCUAAUACAUUAACUCAUCCCUUGUAUAAUAAUCAAGCAGAUUCGAGAUAUACCGCAAGUAUGCAAGAUCCGCCUAGAGGUGGCUAUUAUCCAGCAAGUGGAACAGGAACAAUGCAACAACCUCGUCAAUAUCAAUAUAGUGCUAGUAAUCCUUGGCAACGUGAAGAACGCGAAAAGGAACAAGCUCGAAGAAGAGAAGCCGCCAGACAAUGGCGUGAUCAGCAAAUUGCCGAAUUAAGCGCUUUGCCUCAUCGAACACCUCAACAAGACGAACAAUUACGUGCUCUUCAAUUGGAACGAGAUUUCCAAAAAAGAGCAGAAGAAGCCGCCAAUCAACAAGAUGACGACGACGAAUGUAAUGACAUUGAUACUGAGAGUAUACCACAGGCUCAAGGUUUAUUGAGUGUAGCUAAUUCUCAAGAAAGAACGAACACAGCAAGUCAACAACAUACAUUGUCGAGAGCAAACGUAAAUAAUCAAUCGAUAAGAGGUACCCCACCUACAUCCCAAACUGUUAGCACUCCACUGUCUCCAAAUGCUGCUGGAAAUUCGUGCCUAGUACAAAAUGAUACUUCUGGUUUAAUAUAUAUGCAACAACAACAACAACAACAGCAGCAGCAACAACAGCAACAACAACAACAACCACCACAACAACAACCACAACCACAACAACAGCCACAGCAACAGCAACAUACCAAUCAAUCUCAAAAUAAUACAGGACAGUUACCCAGCUCGUCGAAUUAUAGUUCCUCUUUGUCUCAUAUUGGAAAUAUUCAAAAGACAUAUACAGCUGCAAUGUCUCCAAAUAAUGAAGAAAGGGAAUCACAGCAACGUCGUAUUGAAGAAAUUAGAAGAAAAGAAUUUGAUGAAAAUCAAAGACAAAGAGAAGAAGAAAGUAGGCAUCAACAGCAGCAGCAACAACAGCAACAGCAGCAACAUAUACAACAGUUAUACAAACAACAGCAACAACAUAUGCAACAUUAUAGGAAUCAACAAGCAUUGCAUCCAAAUAUGCUAAGAUUAGACAAUUUAGUUAUCAAUGGAUCCAAUACAUCCCCAUCUUUACAAAAUGGAAAUACCGAUGCACCUCCACCCCCAGAACGCGGAUCUAGUUAUGCAGUGAUGUCUCAACAGAGCGCACUUAGGUCAAACAGUUCGACCUCGUCGAAUAUUGCCUUAACACCUCUAACAUCCUCCACGAUCAAGAGGGUGUCCUUUCACGAUCCAAACGCAAACACCGAAACAACGCAACGCAAUGUUAUGUCGGGAAAUUUAAAUACUUCAUCUUCGAUGGGCAUGGUCACUAUUAGAGAAGACCCUAAUAAUUUUAUCAACGAUGCUGAAAAUUUAUUAGCGUCUCCGAAAUCUCCGGAAGGUCCUGGCGUCCCGUUUGUUAACGCCACACCCGGUGUGAUCGGUGCACAGGAAGUAUAUAAAGAUCCACGAACAAAACGCCUCGCUGAGAAACAAAAGCAACAAAAUUUGCAGAUGGGCGCGGUACCUGAGAAGCUCAGUUUCAAAGAGAAAAUGAAGAUGUUUGCUAUGGAAACGGGAGAAGAUGGUACACCGCGAGACAAGGUGAAAAUAUCUCGAGCUCAACGUGAAAUAGAUAAUAUCGGUGGUCCUCUUAGUCCUAAUAACAAUAAUACGAAAGGCUAAGUGUAAACGCAAUCGUCCUUUUCUUACAUACAACUAAUUACGGAAGUGUAUACUACAUAAUUUGUAGUGAUGAUCACAAGCUUACCGGAGCUUGAUCAUACAUCAUCAACAACUAUAGAAGAUUUACUCUAUAUCUCUUUAUAAAAUAUAUACUUAUUUAAAAAGUAACACAUGAGGGAACAUAAAAAAAAAAUAAUGAAACUACAACUUUAUCUUGACAUUUUUAGGGAUGCCUUAAUUUUAAAACAAAAAUAUUAUAUUAUGACAUCGUUAUCGUUUGUCAUCUAAUAGACAUAUAUAUAAAAUUUUAAAUAUUCAAUGAUUUAAGAUUCUAGAAGAAAUCAAAUGAUAGAGAUUACGCAGGGUGGUCUAAAAGUAUCUAUGUGAUAUUUAAAAAUCAAUUACUCUUUUUUGGAAUUUUUUAAGAUUUAAUUAUAUGUUUAAAAAAAGAUUUGACAAAGAGUAAUUUAUUUUUCUAAUCGCAUAAUAAAUUUUUGGCUCACUCUGUAUAAAAAUAUAUAUAUAUGAUGAUGAUGUCUAUGAAUUAUAUCUAUCGGGGGAUCAAGUUUAGAAUGAAAAUGAAAUAAUAUUAUCAAUGUUGAUCGUCGAGUAAUAUAAUAGAAAUUGGUAGCCAUAUUUAAAAGUCUUUGAAACUAUUUGUCGAUGAUAUAUACUAACGUUCGUUAUGCCGUUUCUUCGGUGGACCAACUUAAUUCUAAUAUUUUAUGAGAAUAUAGUUAUUUAAUUAAGGAUUUAGCUUUUGGAAAUAUACAGAAAAAGACAAACUCAUUUAUAUAAGAGUAAUUCUUGAUUGGUAACAUUGAAAUAAACCGAUCAGAAUGUACUUCACACGAUUGUACAUAGGCUGAACAUAGCCGUCCGCAUUGCUUCUAUUGUUUGAUAUUUAUAUUUAUAUACACCUGUGUGUAUGAGUAUGUGGGUGCAUGUAUAAGCGUGUGUUAGCGUGUAUGAAUGUGUGUGCGCGAUAAAAAGGGCGAAUAUUAACUUCAUCAUAUAUUUCUUCUUUCUCUUCUUCUUCUUCAUUAAACUGCAGCAUAGCAAUUUUAAUGUGUGAGUACUGUACAAAAUACACAAAGAAAAGCGCGCGUACAUAGCUUUAAUAAAGCAAAUUAUAUAGAUAAUCGUAAUACUCUAUAUGAGAACCGAAUAUGCUUGUACACAAUGUGUAAAUAUAUACUUAAGAGUUUAUGGAUUGCAUAAAAAACAGACACAACGAGAUAAAUAUUAUACAAUUUUUCACAUACGUUUGAUAGGUCCUCCAUUUUAACUCUAGGUAAAUGGCCAGAAAAAAACACAUCGAUGGUGUUGUUAAUUAAUUAUUAUAUAAACCAGUUAUGGAAAAGUUUAAAUAUUAGAGUAAUAUUAAUGUAGAGAAACAAAUAAAAAAUCGAAAACCACAUAUCUGUAUAUACACAUUGGUGUACAGGCAUGAAAAGUUCUUAGAACAUUUGGAGGAGAUCGCGUAGCCUAGUAUUGUAGAGGAUUUAACAAAGAUUAUUUAAUACGAUAAUCUUGAUAAUAUGUGAGAAAAGAAGAGUAUACACAGUUGUUUACUAAAAUUGUCUGUGAACAUUCACGAAAUCAAUUGAUUUCAAAAAAUAAUUUAUUGUAUUCCGUUUUAUUUUACACAAUAAUUAUUUUUUUUAUUAAUUUUGUUUAUAUAUAGAUACUUAUAUACAAUAAUUGUGUAUUUCAUUUCAAGUACAAAUUUAUUUUUUGAACGAGAAUAUUAAAAAUGACAUUAUGUUAGAUUAUUUUAAAAAACAUAUUAAAUAAUUUACAUUUCAUUUGGAAUGUUCACAGACUUGAGAAAUUCGACCACAGUACCGAGAUAUAUUAAGGAUCGUCGAAGAGUCACUUUGUAAUAAGAGUUUCCUGCAGACUUUAGUUUGAUAAAUCUUACAAAACACAAAACACACAUAGCAAUAUUAGUAGUUAAAUGAGAAAAACGCGUAUUAAUGACUGUUAAUCUGGCUACUAUGAAACGACCGGUUGAGUCGAUUAUUAUAUACAAUUGCUCCUAUAAUAUUAUUCCUUGUAUCGGAAAAAAAAAACGAAAAAUAAUCUUUCUUAAAUUGUGGAUCAUGUAUUACGUACGACAUAUUUGUGUGUACGUAUAUGCUGUGUAUUAUUCUUGUACUUUUUAAAUCUUUAAAAAGAGAGUUUACGAAAUACUCUCAUGUUCUGAUAUAUAUAUUUAAACAUCUUAUAUAUUAUUAAUAAUAAAAUAUUGUAUGUGUGUGUCCAAAUGUUCCUACGAAAUAUAGAUUUCGGGACAGAACGGAAGGAGGUACUUCAUUAAGUACGUAAAUGUAUAUUAAAAAAAAAAAUAUGACUCUCUCUAUAAAAAUAUUCUUUGGACAAGACUUUAAAAA